Messenger RNA from Enhydra lutris kenyoni (northern sea otter), 2307 nucleotides. Its product is annotated as general transcription factor IIH subunit 1. Gene Ontology annotation, cellular component: transcription factor TFIIH holo complex; transcription factor TFIIH core complex. The transcript is spliced from 15 exons. Gene Ontology annotation, biological process: transcription by RNA polymerase II; transcription by RNA polymerase I; nucleotide-excision repair. Bases 276 to 1919 code for a protein of 547 amino acids. Lineage: Eukaryota; Metazoa; Chordata; Mammalia; Carnivora; Mustelidae. The record is from RefSeq and is a predicted model, not a curated record.
UCAUGGCGGCCGCGCUCUGGGUCACGUGCCCGGCAGGCCCGCCUUGGUACUUCCGGUCACGUGCCCUCAGAGUCCUCGCAGCCAGCGAUGGAGGCGAGACCCCCCAGUAACAGAGGCGGUGGCGACGGCGGUGGCUACUGGGUUUCAGCGUCUUCCCGGCAGCGUCUAUAAGAAGCGCAGCGGAACUCGACCCGACUCAGCCCAGUUAAUUUAUUCCCUGCCCAAGGCCGUAGCUUCCACCUGUCUUUUGUCUCGGUUAGCACUUUCUAGGCAUCAUGGCAACUUCAUCUGAAGAAGUUUUGCUGAUUGUGAAGAAGGUGCGUCAGAAGAAGCAGGAUGGAGCUUUAUACCUCAUGGCAGAAAGAAUCGCUUGGGCACCUGAAGGCAAAGAUAGAUUUACAAUCAGCCAUAUGUAUGCAGAUAUUAAAUGCCAGAAAAUCAGUCCAGAAGGAAAAGCUAAAAUUCAGCUUCAGCUGGUGUUGCAUGCAGGGGACACAACUAACUUCCAUUUUUCCAAUGAAAGCACAGCCGUCAAAGAGCGAGAUGCAGUAAAAGACCUUCUUCAGCAGCUGCUGCCCAAAUUCAAGAGGAAAGCAAAUAAAGAGCUGGAAGAGAAAAACAGAAUGCUGCAAGAAGAUCCUGUUUUGUUUCAGCUUUAUAAAGACCUUGUUGUGAGUCAAGUGAUCAGUGCUGAGGAAUUCUGGGCCAAUCGUUUAAAUGUGAAUGCAACAGAGAGUUCUACAUCCAAUCAUAAGCAAGACGUUGGCAUUUCUGCAGCAUUUCUGGCUGAUGUCCGGCCCCAAACGGAUGGAUGCAAUGGUCUGAGAUACAAUUUAACUUCUGAUAUCAUUGAGUCCAUAUUUAGGACCUAUCCAGCAGUAAAAAUGAAAUAUGCCGAAAAUGUUCCCCACAACAUGACAGAAAAGGAAUUUUGGACACGUUUCUUUCAGUCCCACUAUUUUCACAGGGACCGGCUGAAUACAGGGUCAAAGGACCUCUUUGCAGAAUGUGCCAAAAUAGAUGAAAAAGGGUUAAAAACAAUGGUUUCAUUAGGAGUAAAAAACCCAUUACUUGAUUUGACAGCUUUGGAAGAUAAAUCAUUAGAUGAGGGCUAUGGCAUUUCUUCCAUGCCAUCUACUUCUAAUUCUAAGUCCAUAAAGGAGAAUAGUAAUGCUGCCAUCAUCAAGAGGUUUAACCAUCACAGUGCCAUGGUCCUGGCAGCAGGUCUCAGGAAACAAGAAGCACAAAAUGAACAAAAUGGUGAGCCCAGCAGCAUCGAUGGAAAUUCUGGAGAUGCAGAUUGCUUCCAGCCAGCAGUCAAAAGGGCAAAGUUACAAGAGUCUAUUGAAUAUGAAGACUUGGGGAAAAAUAAUUCCAUAAAAACGAUUGCACUAAACCUCAAGAAGUCAGAUAGGUAUUAUCACGGUCCAACUCCAAUCCAGUCACUACAGUAUGCAACAAGUCAGGACAUUAUUAAUUCUUUUCAAAGUAUUAGGCAAGAAAUGGAAGCUUAUACACCCAAAUUAACUCAGGUUCUCUCAAGUAGCGCUGCCAGUAGUACGAUCACAACGCUGUCACCCGGAGGAGCACUUAUGCAGGGAGGGACCCAGCAAGCCAUAAACCAGAUGGUGCCAAAUGAUAUUCAGUCUGAAUUGAAACACCUUUAUGUGGCUGUUGGGGAACUUCUACGGCACUUCUGGUCCUGCUUCCCUGUUAAUACACCAUUCCUAGAAGAAAAGGUAGUAAAAAUGAAAAGUAAUUUGGAACGAUUUCAAGUUACGAAGCUCUGCCCAUUCCAAGAAAAAAUUCGGAGACAGUAUUUAAGCACAAAUUUGGUAAGUCACAUAGAAGAGAUGCUGCAGACCGCCUACAACAAGCUCCACAAGUGGCAGUCACGGCGUCUCAUGAAGAAAACGUGAAGGAUCUGUGGCUCUCGCAAGUUUUUGUGAAAUUGAGAGAACUGUGACCUGCAGUGACUCUGGAAACCUGGCCUGAGACAUGCCAGUGAUCACACAGAAGUGACGAACAUCUGCACCAUGCCAACUCUUGGAGCUGAUGCUGUUGUACUUGCACAUUGUGACCUGAAAGGAAAGGAACUGUGACUAAACUCAAAGCUGGGGAGGUAAAUUAAGGCAGAACCAAAAUGAGCUAAGUUGCAGAUACAUGUGUGUGUGUGUGUACACACACACACACACACACACAUAUAUAUAUCUUAAAGAGACACUGUUUACUGCAGUUACUCAGGAACUGCUUUUGAUUCACAUUAAGCUGCUUUCAGAAACUUAAAAAAAAAAAAACUUUUUAAAA